AUGGUCGAACGCAACCCGUGGUACUCGCGCGUGAAGGGCCCGUUCCCGGAGUCGUACGGCUGCGUCGGCGUCAAGCCCGACGGCGGCGGCAGCAUGCGCGGCCGCGGCACCGUCGGAAAGAUGCGCGUCCAUCACGCCGUCUUCAACCGCGACUCAGGCGCGUUCUAUACACUGGUCCCCAUACGACCGCGCACGCGUGAUCUGAUCAAGAAGCUGAUCGAUGACGGCGACGACGUCAACGAGGUCGAGGGCGCGGGGAACACGCCACUCUUCUGCGCCGCGUACGACGGCUGGAACGAGGGCGUCGAGCUCCUGUGCGAGCUCGGCGCGAAGGUCAACGCGAGCAACAACGCCGGGGACACCGCGUGGCAGUGGGCGGCGAACAUGAUGCACGACAGCACGUGCGAAGUGCUAGAGAAGUUGGGCGCGGACAAAGAGUACCUCGGCCGCGUCAUCGUGAAGGACUUUUACGAUCUCCCCGACGGGAAGGAACACCCGAAGCCGUCGCUCGAGUACCUCGAGUGGCAGAAACAAAAAGACGCCGAGCGCGAAGUCGACGAAACCGCGCAGUGGGACGAGUGGUCCAAGCCGGGGAAGCCGGAGCCGUGA
Messenger RNA from Micromonas pusilla CCMP1545, 609 nucleotides. RefSeq lists its product as uncharacterized. NCBI's taxonomy places the organism in Eukaryota, Viridiplantae, Chlorophyta, Mamiellophyceae, Mamiellales, Mamiellaceae. The transcript is spliced from 4 exons. The record is from RefSeq and is a predicted model, not a curated record. Gene Ontology annotation, cellular component: ciliary inversin compartment. The coding region runs from base 1 to 609 and encodes 202 amino acids. Gene Ontology annotation, molecular function: protein binding. Gene Ontology annotation, biological process: protein localization to ciliary inversin compartment.